Cyclopterus lumpus (lumpfish) is the source of this 4842-nucleotide messenger RNA. RefSeq names its product RAR-related orphan receptor C a (gene rorca). The coding region runs from base 405 to 1832 and encodes 475 amino acids. Gene Ontology annotation, molecular function: zinc ion binding; nuclear receptor activity; RNA polymerase II cis-regulatory region sequence-specific DNA binding. Gene Ontology annotation, cellular component: nucleus. NCBI's taxonomy places the organism in Eukaryota, Metazoa, Chordata, Actinopteri, Perciformes, Cyclopteridae. The record is from RefSeq and is a predicted model, not a curated record. The transcript is spliced from 10 exons. Gene Ontology annotation, biological process: regulation of transcription by RNA polymerase II.
GGGGCACGAGGCGGGCGGACCGCUGGGUGAGGAUCAUGUGUAGUCCACGCGCCGAAAGCAGGUUACAUGCAGCGAGCCGCAGAGCAGGACAGAGCCGCGAGAAGACGAAGGAAGAGCUGCUGCUGCCGUCGCCUCAUCACAACACAACCUCCGAGACGGACACAGAGUAUCCGACUACAACACUCCGUCGCUUUCACUUAUUUUAGGCUCGGGCGCGUGCGAAAAACAACAACAACAACAACAACAAAAAAGGUAGAAAAUCCAUAUGAGGAUUUGCUGUUGUGACAGUUUUCAGCUGCUCCCGGUUUGGAGCAAAUAAGUGCGCGUCGCUCUCCGUGUUUUCUUGGCUUCGUUUCCACCUGGAGUUGCAUGACUUGAAGAGUUGGCGAGACUUCACCGCCGACAUGAGAGCUCAAAUAGAGGUGAUUCCGUGUAAAAUCUGUGGGGACAAAUCAUCAGGGAUUCACUAUGGUGUCAUCACCUGUGAAGGCUGCAAGGGUUUCUUCCGACGCAGCCAGCAGAACAAUGCUAUGUAUUCCUGCUCACGACAGAGGAACUGUUUAAUUGACCGGACCAACCGUAACCGUUGUCAGCACUGCAGGCUGCAGAAGUGUCUCGCUCUGGGCAUGAGCCGCGAUGCGGUCAAGUUUGGUCGAAUGUCCAAAAAGCAGCGCGACAGCCUGUAUGCAGAGGUCCAGAAGCACCAGCAGGCCCAGGAGUGCACGGGGCUCGGUGUCCGCGAGCGAGAGGAAACCGACAUGGCCGACCACGGCCGCACCUACAGAAGAAGCUCCACCACCACGCUCAGCGACCUGGACGACAUUAGCAUGCUGCCAGAAGGCCUGCUUUUCGACCUGCCGCUCACCCCCGAGGACGCGGGUGGAGACUACUGUAACCUGGACAUGCUGGGCGGCAGUGCAGGCAGCACCUCCUCCUCUCAGAGUUCACCAGAACAGACCAACUUGGACUUUGUUGACGUCAACCACAGCAUCAAGCACGAGUACCAGCUGUUGCACGACUCUGGACUCUUCUCACAUGCUAUCCUCAACCCGCUGCCCGAGGGCUGCUCCCUGCUUGAGAUAGAGCGUAUAACUCAGAGUGUGCUGAAGUCCCAUAUUGAGACGAGCCAGUACGGCACAGAGGAUCUGAAGAGAAUGGCGUGGACCUUGUAUAGCUCAGAAGAGACACGCUCAUACCAGACCAAGUCAGCUGAGGCGAUGUGGCAACAAUGUGCCAUUCAAAUCACCAACGCAAUCCAGUACGUGGUCGAGUUUGCCAAGCGCAUCUCUGGCUUCAUGGACCUCUGUCAGAACGAUCAGAUCAUCCUCCUCAAAGCAGGCUGCAUGGAUGUUCUCCUGAUCCGUAUGUGUCGGGCCUAUAACCCCAUCAACAAUACGAUGCUCUUUGACGGAAAGUUUACAACUGCUCAUCUUUUCAAAGCACUUGGCUGUGACGACCUGGUGAAUGCAGUGUUCGACUUGGCUAAAAGCCUGAGCCGGGUACAAAUGUCCGAGGAAGAGAUGGCUCUCUUCAGUGCUGCUGUGCUGCUCUCACCUGACCGACCCUGGCUCACAGAUGUUCAGAAGAUACAGAAGUUGCAGGAGAAGGUCUAUGUGGCUCUGCAGCGCUGCCUACAAAAAGAGGGAGCGUCAGAAGAGAAACUAGCUAAGAUGGUGUCUAAGCUUCCCAUCAUGAAGUCCAUUUGCAACCUUCACAUCGACAAACUGGAGUUUUUCCGCCUGGUCCACCCUGAGACCGCGUACACCUUCCCGCCUCUGUAUCGGGAGGUUUUUGGGAGUGAAAUCACCUUCCCAGACUCCACAGAAGGCUAGAACCGCCGAGCUAAAGAGAGGGAUUUAAAUGGAGAGACAUUGAGGUGUAGGGAAGGGGAGAUACAAAUGUGGCAUCCAGCUGAGGCAAAAAAAACAACAACCAGCAGCUCAAGGACAAUCCUGCACGCUACACUUUAGGACACACUCCUCUCACCUAUGAGCUCCCAGCCCUGUGGAGGAGCUCACACUGCCCUGCAGGCCAUUCAGCUUCAACGUAACACGACAGGAACUGCUGCAGUACACGUUACCUCCUUUUUUUUUUUUUUUUUUUCUUUUUUUUAAGGGACUUAUUUAAGAGUAGCCCACAUCAUUUGUGUUUUCUAUGAGAUGACCUUAAACUUGUCUCAUAACGCUGAAUUUGACUUUCGACCAUUCUCAAAGUUCCCGCAAGCUAUUGUUGAAUGUAUCCCCUUUCUCCCCUUUGCCCCUUUAGGCUCGAAAUAGAAUGUACAUACUUAAAAUCCGCACUUACUCGGCGGAGGUUUGCAGUAACGACGCCUGUUUCAGUUCUCUCGUCUCGUAGCGGCUUAUGAUUUCAUUCGAUAUUUUUUUUCCGGUAGCGCCCAUAUUUUUGCAGUUUCGUAAUGUGUGAACAAACUGUUUAAAGGGACCAUGAUCAAACUCCCAAAGAGACAGGGUUUUUAAAACUGUUGCAAUGGAGGGGCAAACACUCCCGAGUGUCUGCCACCGCCGUGCACCCACAAACUUUUGCACACAGAGCACAAAAAAAGCACUUAAACUGAUCUUUGUAGGUAUUUUUACCAGCACAUCCACAGACACUGAUGGAAGUGAGCUCUUUAUUAAUAUUUUUUUUUUAUGCAAUCAGUGACCUCAGCCCUAACACCAUUUGAAAUUUGCCACCUGGAGAGUGAAAAAAAUCACAGAGGUAUUUUGAAAGUAUUUUCAGAUGCUCCUUUUAUACAUAAAAUAAAUCAUAACUAUAUAAUCAUGUACGAUAAGAGCAGUCCUGAUUUCAUCCCGAGUGAGGUGAUAUUCUUGAGCUCAGGGGUCUCUCACACAGAUACUGCCUGCCCAAACUUUAGGGGUCAGGGGCGGAUAGAUUGGUGUCUUUUAAAAAGAAAAUCUAACGGAUAAUUAUGGCACUUGUUAGAUUCCAAAAUGAACUCUUGGCACAAGGUUUUUACGGGUUUGCACUUUAACUCACGUUAAACCAGUCAGAAAUGCCAGACACACCCACCCGCUGUAGAUAAGCUGUAUGAACAAGGUGCCGGGGGCAGCCGACCCCUUCGGGGGUCAUGAGUUCUCACGGAAGGAGCGUCUGGAACAGUCACGCCUCAGCCCCCUUCCCCUCCGCAGAGGACCGACAUCGCCUCAAAACCUCCAGCGCCGGCUCAACCGGCAGAUUCAAAAGACUUUCCGAGUGAAGGAAGAGAAUGAACUUGAGAGUUGGGUGUGGAAAUGUGACAGUUAAUCACAUUGCCACCUACGUGGUUGGACGAGGGGCAAAGAAGGGUGGACUUGUGGGUGAUGGUGUUCUUUAAGGCCCUCAGACGUCAGUCAGAGGGGAUGCUGUCUGCGGCGGGUCGACUGGGCUGUUCGCAGGAAACCGCGGUGUUCUGAUUGGAGAAUUAGGUCGCCCACCUCCCCCCCACGCACUCCCUUACUACCUCACCCUCUUCAAACACUACAUGGCGCAGGGAAGGGUUGACAGAGCCAUCAGCUACCCCCCUGAGUUACAUACAUUCUCGAGAGCUUCUUCUAGAAUAUAACAAUUAGUGGUGCAAUUUGAAGGCCAGACUAAACUAUACUUUAAAACAGUUUUUAUUAUGCUCUUAAAACUGGACACAAGACACACUGAACUGCUGGAUCUACUGGUGGCAACCUCUCUGACUGCUUUUCUGUCAUUUGAGAGCAGUGCAUGCCUUUCGGUGCUAAAAAAAAAAGAAGCUACUCCAAAAGAAUAGUUGUAAUUGAUGCUGUUUUGUUUUUUUCACACGACCAGAUGUUGGAUGUCGAGCUCUAUUUAAUAUGUCAGCCCUGUUUGCUUUUGCACUGCUGGGCCAGUGUUGUUUGCCAUCCAUUAUCUCACAUAGUAUGAAGGGGUACGACCCUUAUCUGGGUACGUAAAAACAGCGGCGUGGUGGGAUUGCGCAAUCACGUCUUUCCCCAUUGUAAUAGCACUCCAGCAUUGUUUUAACCUCGCGGCACGACAAAUACUCUUAUUUAGAAUAUAAUGCACCGAAUACUCAGCCAACCACUACGCAGGUGAGUUGACACUUACGGAUUGUAACAAAGUGCAAUACUUUGUGAGACACGCUGCUUUCAAAAGGAUGCAGUGUCGUGUUUGCAGGCCUACACGCUGUCCAGGGGGGGGGAGGCAGCACUUGCAUUUUCCUGAGUUCCUCAGGGGGAUAGCUGGGCUCUCUGUCCCAAUAGUGUCUGCAGUGAGUCUCGCUAGCAAGACACCGACGUAGAAGACCUUAAAACCUUGAUCACUGUGUACAGUACGUGUUCUUGUGAAUGUUUUAUUUCAAAGUAUCAAAGAUUUUAAACCCUGUCUAAUAUCAUUAUUGCAAGACUUCUUUUUGAGUUUGAGUCAUAGAUGAAAUAGGAUAUUAUAAAAUAUUAAAAUAAAUAUAAAAGGUGGAUUAUAAUCUCUGAAUCGUGUGUUGGUUUUUGUUGUGAUCUUUUGUUUCUUAAAUUUGUAUAUCCCUAUGUCUACUGUUUUUUCCCCUCAUCAGUUUAGUGUCCUUUUUUGUCUUGGAGAGAUGUAAUUCUAUUUUUUUAAAGAGCGUUUUUAAAGAUGUCUCCCUCAAAGUUUCUCUUUUGUCAUGAUCCUUCUGUUUAUAUGUUCACGAUAUUUUAAGAUUAUUAUUAUUAUUAAAUCAAUAUGGAUUUUAAUAAGAAAUAAUUUAUGAUAUGUUAUGGAUAUAAAGCCUAAGAGGUUUUAACAAAAUAAAGUGUUAUUGCACAACGGUGAUACAAUAUAUGGAUUUAAGAAUGUAAUAAAAAGUAUUUUUACAAUUAAAAUAAAAAACAUGUUGCCUCA